Molecule: messenger RNA, 1227 nt
Organism: Salpingoeca rosetta
Lineage: Eukaryota; Choanoflagellata; Craspedida; Salpingoecidae
Exons: 8
Coding region: 31-915 (294 amino acids)
Biological process (GO): nucleocytoplasmic transport; activation of GTPase activity
Cellular component (GO): cytosol; perinuclear region of cytoplasm; nucleus
Molecular function (GO): GTPase activator activity; small GTPase binding
Source: RefSeq, a predicted model, not a curated record
UACAAACACCCCCCAAACGAAGCAACGACGAUGAGCACAGCGGAGGAAGAUGGUGCGCCAACCGUGUCAGAUGAGAUGAGGGAACUUCGACAGGAGAAGCUCUCAUCGGCACUUGGCAAAGUGAAAGCAGCAGCCAAAGUGAAGCGAGCGCGUGCCCUGUCUCAAGAAAAUGCCGCGCCAUCUUCACGAUGGGCAGGAGAUGUCGUGCUCAAGCGAUGGGAGAUGCCACUGCUGUGCAAAGACUUGCAGGACGCAAACCUCCACAUCCCAGAGCUGAGGUUGGACGGCAAUGAGCUCACCCUCCAACAAACACAGGAGCUUGCGCAAGCACUCGCGUCAAACACCACGUUGCGAGUGUUAAGUCUGGCUGGCUGCGGUCUCGGGGACGAGCACAUGCAAGCGCUCUCGCAGGCGUUGGCGAGCACAACAGUCAAGCAGCUCAGCGUAUGGGGGAACGCCAUCGGGGACGAGGGUGCGAGCGCAUUGGCGGCAGCGCUGCCCAGUUGUCAGUCUCUGCAGUCUCUCGAUUGCGGUCAGAACCACAUUGGCGACACAGGUGCACAUGCCCUCAUUGUGGCGGCGCCGAAAUGCAAACACCUCAAGUCCAUCAACGUGUCGUACAACCACUUGAGCACGAGCGCCGUGCUGGACUUUGCAAAGUGCUUCGAAGCCACUGCCACCAUCACGUUUCUCGGCCUGCGCGGAAACGCCAAAGCGCCAUCACGAGGACUUCAGCGGACGAUUCGACGCGUGCAGCGCCUGUCACGGCCGCGUGUCAUCGACACAGAUGUGCUGCCGUACCAUCGCGAGUUUGACUGGCGGCGAGCAAGCACCCUGCGCAGCUACGUGUACCGUCCACAGCACAUCUUGGGGGACGAACUCAAGAUUCAGGCACUCAACCUGUCCGGAUGGUAGCACGGCGUGUCGUGUUUGUAAUGGCUGUUGUAUUCGUGUGUGUGAAGUGUGUUUCACGUUGACGCGUUGAUGCGUUGGUGUGUUGAUACGUGAUUUGUGUUCCAUUGCACGUUGGUGUGUUGACGUGUUGAUGUGUUGAUGUGUGCGGCUUGCAUCAUUUGGCACCAUGGCUGUACUUUGCCCACACCGCUUCCUGCUCUUGCUGUCUCCACCCCUCAUUGCUCGCUCGUUACUUUGCAACCAUUCGCUUGUGUGUAUCCUGUGCCCAAUACAACGCGAGCACCACACGUGCUGGUCAUGCUUAAGAGGAGA